Trypanosoma brucei brucei TREU927 is the source of this 1467-nucleotide messenger RNA. RefSeq names its product protein kinase, putative. Gene Ontology annotation, biological process: protein phosphorylation. Bases 1 to 1467 code for a protein of 488 amino acids. The transcript has a single exon. The record is from RefSeq and is a predicted model, not a curated record. Lineage: Eukaryota; Euglenozoa; Kinetoplastea; Trypanosomatida; Trypanosomatidae. Gene Ontology annotation, molecular function: ATP binding; protein kinase activity.
AUGCGCGGGGAGCAUGAAUUAGUAAUUCCCGGUGAGCAGCGACGCGACUGGUGCUCAACAGAUGCCUGUGAGAACCGCCUGUGCCGCAAGAAGUUUUCACUACUCGUCAGUAAACAACACUGCCAGUGGUGUGGACGGAUAUUUUGUGACAAUUGUGCCCCAUGCACUGCUACAUAUGGUGGGCGACGCUUACGGCGGUGCAACUCCUGCAAGUUUCCCGCUGUGUUUAGAAGUUUGCGUAACUUACGUACGGGGAAGCGUGAUGGAAGCGUGGCGCGUCUCAUUAUGUCAUUUCUCGACAGCCGCAGCAUUAACGCACUCAUGCAUUCAUGUUACACAUCCCUCUCUGAAUUCAAUGUUGGAGAUUAUGUUUAUUAUGAAAGUAUAACAGACCGCUUCCCAACAUUCUUUGAGGGAGCUAUGAUUGGUAAAGGUGGGUUUGGCUCUGUGUAUAAAUGCGAAGACCGGAGUUAUCCCUGUAGAAGGCGUGUGGCACUUAAAGUAAUAACUAAAGCAUCGGUUGUGACCUAUCGUUCGUGGAAGAAAAUUGUAACAGAGUUGGAAAUAAUGCAAGAUGUGGAUCAUCAUAAUGUUGCAAAACUAUUGGAGGUAUUGCAGACACCACAUCACCUUGUUAUUGUUAUGGAAGCAGGUGAUGGCGGUUCGCUCAUGCAAGCAUGGAGGUUAGCUAAGGAAUAUAAAUACGACGUAGAAGUUCUUGUGGCAAAUGUUGUCCUGCAGGUGGCAGAAGGUCUUGACUACCUUUACCACAAGAAAGGAAUAGUGCAUCGUGAUAUAAAGCUUGAAAACAUCGUUCUUUCGCACGACUUCAAAAGGGUGAUGAUCAUCGACUUUGGCCUUGCGGAGUAUGUGAAACAGUGCGAAACACAACUUUUUGUACCUUGUGGAACCGCAGGUUACACUUCUCCAGAGAAUAUACGCGCUGUCGUGGAACGUCGCCGUGUGUAUGAGGCGUUGGGAGAGACGAUGCAUCUUGCGGAUAUGUACAGCUUAGGUGUUGUAGCAUAUGUUUUGUUGUGUGGUCAUAUGCCUGUGGCUACGCGAUGCUUUAGUUCUCUUUACCAAAAUAUGCUGAAAGGCAUCCGCUGCGUCGGUCCGCAUUGGGCCAAUGUAUCGGAUGAUGCCAAGUCGCUUGUGGAGUCAUUAGUGAAAACAAACUCAUUUGAACGUGCCACUGUUGCGGUGAUACGUGAGCAUCCUUUUAUACAAGCGAAGGCUCCCCUUAUUGUAGAAAUUGUGCAACGUCAUAUGCACAAGCAAACGGAAACUGAGCGAAGGGAAGUAAAGGAGUGGGUUUAUGUCGAACCAUUAAGUGAUCAUUGGGAUAUGAUAGAGGUUGAAACGGUAAGUGAUGAGGAAAAUAGGGGACUUGCGCUGCGCAAAGGUAGUUCCACUUUUGGUCGAGUGGGAUUUAUGAACCGCUUGAAGUCUGUUGUCUGGGACUAA